Molecule: messenger RNA, 3627 nt
Organism: Bursaphelenchus okinawaensis
Lineage: Eukaryota; Metazoa; Nematoda; Chromadorea; Rhabditida; Aphelenchoididae
Source: the annotation of a GenBank genome assembly
AUGGAAAGAGGAAAACAGAAGUAUAACAUAGCAAAUGGAGGAGCCAAACGAGCCAACAUCACUACUAGCACGUCCGUAUCCUUCAACAUCGUGGCGUUGUUAGAAGGCCGUGGAUCUGAUCGUGGCACGGUGGGAAUGGCAGCCAUUGACCUCAGAAGCAUGGAAGUGUCUCUCUUUCAGUUUGUGGACACCUCAGCUUACAGUCUUCUUAAAGUAACUUUGGGAUUACUGGAUCCGUUGGAAGUUAUACUUCAAGAUUACACCCACGAUAAGUUUGGAGUAGCACGAGUUUUGUACGAUGUCGUUACGGAUCUGUUUCCAGAAGCUGAGAUCCAGUUGGUCAGUAGGAGGUAUUAUGACGAGGAAAAAGGGAUCGAGCUGGUCAAGAGGUAUAUUGUGGAAGAAGCUUCGAACCUGGACAAUAAAGUCUACAAGAAGUAGGUUUUAAAUUGUAACUUUUUGUGUGAGUUGUUACCUAUUUCAAUGUAUUGUUUAGAAGUCUUGCGAUGGCAUGUGUGUUUUCCUUGUUGAGAUACGUCGAGAUGAUUCAGAAGGUGUCAUUUCUCACAAAAUCUUUGAAAUUCAGAUACGAGACAGUAGAAGAUUCUUGCUUGAUCGGUAAGUGUUUUAAUAUAAUUGUAACACGAAGCUAAAAAUUUCUAAAAAACAGUUUACAGUAUUUUAAAGGUUUUUUGUGGUAUGCAAAUUUUAAGAUAUACCAUAACUUGAUUUUGCUAUCUGCCGAAACCUAGUACUACUUGUUUGUUAUAGAUGUGUGCAGUUGGGACAACUUGGACCUGUUUCAUCGCCGAAAGUCUAACCCAAAGAAGGGAGAGGUGAGAUGUUUGUUUGAUCGGGUCAAUUGUUGUGUCACUAAUGGAGGUGCUCGGACAUUGAGUAGUUUCUUGCUACAGCCUUCAGUUGAUGUUAUGGAAAUUUCUGAACGUUUGGAUGUUGUUGAGGAGCUGAUUCUGGAACCGACAGUAAGUCUUUCGAAGGCUUGGGCUUAAAAUUGUUGAUAUUUGGGUAGAUUUGUUAUUUUAGGUAACAAUAAUGUAAGAUUAUAGUUAUAAUAUUAUUAUUGGUAUAAGUAUUAGUAUUGAAAGUUUCAAAAUGACAUUUAAAUUGCUAGUUGUAUAUUAUUAAUGUUGUUUUAGGUUUUGGAAAGGUGUAGAAGGUUGUUGAGGACGGUGCAAGACCUUCAGCAGAUAAUAACUCUCUGUGUUCACGCUGAUAAGAGUACUUCGGGAGAAAAUGACAACAAGAGGUUGAUGAGACAGAAGAUCAUUCAGAUCUUGUCAUUACGGAACCUUCUGGAUACUCUGAAGCCGAUGCAGAGUAUCGUGCAGAACAUGAGGUCCGGGUUGAUACUCAAGAACGCUUUCGUAUGUCUAAUUACAUAUCUUUGUAACACCUUUUUUAAAUUAUGAAUAUCUACAUCUGGCGUUGUGUUGAAAGCAUGUUGUUUUAGAAGAUCAUGGACCCACGGUUGAAGGAGAUUCUGCAGUUAAUCGACGAGAAGAUAGACAACGAAGUCCUUUCAAACAAUGUCAAAGGAUCUCUCGGGGCCAAGGAUGCUGUUUUGUACGCUGUCAGGGAUGAUCAACACGUUCAGCUGGCGUUAGCUAGGAAAGUGUACAACGAACUGCUGGUACAUGUAAAUGGUACGUUGUAUUAAAUAUUAAAUCUGAUAAAAAAGAGUAUAUUACAGUAGGUUUUUUGUAGAGUUGGUGUCUCAAGAGGGCUUCCAGGGCAUCGGGGCUUCUUUAUCGUACACUUACGGUAAAGGGUAUCACUACAAUAUCAAGAAAAAGAUCGUGAACACGUUGCCGCCAGAAUGUCUUCAAGUAGUGUCAAACAGACAGAAUGUCACUUUUACUACGCAUAACAUGAUAAAGUACAAUGGUACGUUUAUGGCGCUAAUAGUAGUUUUUAGGUAAAAGUUGCUAUUUACUAUGUAAGAUUCCUUUAUCAAAUGCUAUUGAUUGAUAUUGUUAUAGAUCGUCUGGUUCAGUUGGAGAGUGAGAUUCUGCAGAAGUCAGAGAUGGUGGUGAAUCAGUGUUUGGCAGGGGUAAAGGACCUCCUGCCAGCUUUGUACAGCUGUGUCGAGUUUCUGUCGCUUCUGGAUUGUCUAUGUAGUUUUGCCACUUAUUCUUCCAGCAUUUCUGUGGCAUGUAAGUAAACAUUUUGAGUUUCAUUAGCAAUAUUAUGAUGUUUUAGUCAAUGUGACUAUAAGCUCUUUUUUGUUCUUGUUUUACGCUUUUUAUGUUAUUGUAGGUCGUCCUCGUUUCGGUACCCAGAUGGCAGUCAAAGAUGGUCGUUAUGCUAUUUUGGACAAUGACAAAACAGAUUUCAUACCCAAUGAUACCUUUGUUUCCACCGACACUCGCUUCGUACUCAUUACAGGACCGAACAUGGUAAGAGUUCUGUGGAAGUGUUUAUUCUUUGUAUAUUAUCCACAAAGUUUAGUGUAAUUAUGAGGUUUAACUUAAUAUUUUAGACGGGAAAGAGUACCUACUUGAAGCAGAUUUGUCUCCUCCAGAUUCUGGCACAAGCCGGAUGUUUCGUGCCAGCACGGGCAGCUUUGUUUAUGGUUCGAAAGAGUAUCUACUGUAGGAUUGGUCACAACGACGACCUUAGUGACAAUCUCUCCAGUUUCGGGGUUGAGGUAAGUUUUGAUGUUGUGUAAUAUUAAAGUAACAGUUGCCAUAUUGUAUUCUUUUGCCGUUUCUUUUCAUUGACAUGUCAGUAUGUUAAUAUCGAUGUUCUAGAUGUCCGAAAUGUCAUCAAUUUUGAAUCACGCAGACGAGAACUCUCUGGUUGUUGUCGAUGAACUGGCCCGAAGUAAGUUGAUGUAUAUGUAGUUUACUUUACAUUGGAAUCAAUUAUAAAAGCGUAAGAUUACAUUAAGAAUUAGAUAAUGUAAUGAAUAUUAUUAUAGGUACGGCGGUGGAAGAAGGAAUUAGUAUCUGUUUUGCCAUUGGAGAAGAGCUGAUCAAGAAGAAGAGUGUGGUCCUGUUCGCCACUCAUUACCUCGAUUUGUGUUUGCUGGAAACAAAGUUUACGUGUUUGAGAAAGUAAGUCAUCUACAUUAAAAGUUAAAUAUAUUAGCGUACAAACCAAAUUUUAUUGAACAAUAUAUUUAGCUUUCACUUUUCAUCAGAAACAGGCACAGACGAGGACGGCAAGGAGUUCUUGAAGCCUUCUCACGUUCUUCACGUUGGCCCUUACAAAGGGCCUUUGUAUGGUAUGUAUACUUUAACACACAUAAAAUAUUUAAUAUUCAUCAUGUUCUAAUCAAAAACUUAUCUUUGAUGUAAAGUCACUAUUUAAUACCUGGCUUUGUAGUAUAUUGUUUUAGGCCUUGAACUAGCCGAAAUCAGCAGUCUGCCAUCAGAAAUCAUAGCCAACGCUAGAGGCAUUGCUGAAAAGAUCAGGUCAACAGUGGAGAGUAAGAGGGCCGCAAGUAAUGUCGACAUUGGGAUGGAGAGGAAGCGACAGUUUUGUAUUCUAGCUCACCGUAUAUUACACUUGAUCGACCGACACAACUUUACAGCCGAUGAGAAAAGUGUAGCUUAUCUUCUACAGCUCCAGGAGAAGUUCAAGGACUUGAAAGCUGAUUCUUGA